Messenger RNA from Eruca vesicaria subsp. sativa (arugula), 1800 nucleotides. The record is from the annotation of a GenBank genome assembly. Lineage: Eukaryota; Viridiplantae; Streptophyta; Magnoliopsida; Brassicales; Brassicaceae.
AGAAACAUCGAGAGUUGUUCUGCACUUCAUAUUUUCUUCUUUAAAGACUUGUCUUAGAUCUCACUUUUUAUCCUCUCUUCUUUGCAGUUUGUUACGAUUGAAAUUUUGUUCUUUCUUUCUGAGAGGGUGGUUUGGGCAGUUCCUUUUUUUCCUCUUUGAUGCCUCAUCCGCUUGUCUGUUUCAUGCGUCUUAACCCACUUACUACCCGUGGUCGAUGUCUUCUAGAGCCAUCAUGUGUGACCCGCUAUGCCUCAGCUUUGGCCCGUCGACGACUUACCUUGCAACCUGCAGAUAGAUCUAUACUAGAUUGCCCCUGGCGAGUUCUGCCCAUAGAUGCCGACUGGAGAUCUGGUAGCGUCUCAUGAAAUUUCGAGAUCUGGAUCUCGCGGCCCAGUGAAACGCCUUGGAUGAAGCCCAUCGUAAUGAGUCUUGGCCCAACUUGAAAAAGGCUCUGCACGUUAGUUAUGGGAAUUGCCGGCCUAUUUCGAGAUCUGGAUCUCGCGGCCCAGUGAAACGCCUUGCAUGAAUCCCAUCGUAAUGCCUCUUUGCCCAGCUUGGAAGGUUCAGGCCCAGUGAACCAGACUUGGCUCAGUUGUGAUGAAACGCUCCUCCUUAAGCUUCUCCUUAAGCCGAUCUGAUCUUAAAGCCGUUCUUCACUCCUGACCCUCCCACGAUCUGUUCUUCACUCACGGUUUCGUAAGGAUGGAUAUGAACAAGAUGCUGGUGGUUACGUUGAGACAAGAUCCUCUUCUCUCUCCGGUUAUGAGGCAAGUCUUGGGAAUCUGCUGGGCUAUAUCCCUGGUGAGGCAACUGGAAUUCCGUUUGAAGAAGGCGGGUAAAAUGCCCAUCGGGAAACAUCUCUCCAUUCAGGAUUUGGUCAACCGAGUUCCGUGGAAAUAUCUUGAACCUUUUCUAGGGUGUUUUAACAUAGAUCGUUGUGCUCGCUACCUGUAUCGUUUUGGCGUCCUCCUUGAGCAAGAAUGUCCAUUGACUCCUCUCAGUAAAGCCUUAGUUCAUCCACAGGACACACGACCUAGAUACCAUCCUGCGUCGUUUCAUGUUUACCACUUGUCCGACGUUUUGCUAAGUUUGGAAGGAGAUGUAGAGCCUUGGGAAGCACAGGCAGCCUAUGAUAAUUUUCAUCAUUCCAUUCAGCAAAUGUUGAGAAAUGGUGAAAUUGUCACUGUUCGUAUACUUACAUAUCCGAGUUACUCUGGAAGCUACGGCCAAUCAAAUGGACAGCAAAUUUACGCCCCAUAUCCGCAAGAGAUGGCUGUCUGUGGACAUUUCUUGACUGCUAUAGGAUGGGGUUAUGAUAAAAGUGGCUGGUUAUUUUACCAAUGUCAAGAAUCUGCUGGACCUUAUUUUGCUGCAGAUGGAUAUUCGCUAAUAUAUGCCGGCAACAUUACCUCCUACAUUGAGAUGACCGUGGGAGAAGAGCCUCUCUAUUGACUAUGAACAUCAAUCACUCUCUUGUCGUUGUGGCUAUGACCAUCAUCACUCUUCCCCUUCCUCUUUUUCUCAUUUAAUAUAUAGUUUGUCUGUUCAAUUCUCAUCCCUCUUUAAUGGGAUACGUCAAGACUCUAUAUAACUAUGGUUAAAUAAAAUGGCAGAUACGUUAUGACUGUAUAAUGAAAAUUAUAGAAUGAUGAAAAUUUUCUUAUAAUAUAGUUACUUAAUUAACUUUUAUAGUUAGAGCCAGAGCCGGUCCUGUGUGUUAAUGGGCCCUAUUCCAAUUUUUUUUUAUAAUCUUGUUUCUGUUGUAUUUUAAAUUACAUAUGAAAAUCUACACAUUAAAAU